Messenger RNA from Ascochyta rabiei, 1113 nucleotides. RefSeq lists its product as uncharacterized. The coding region runs from base 1 to 1113 and encodes 370 amino acids. Gene Ontology annotation, molecular function: nucleic acid binding; ATP binding; 3'-5' DNA helicase activity. NCBI's taxonomy places the organism in Eukaryota, Fungi, Ascomycota, Dothideomycetes, Pleosporales, Didymellaceae. The record is from RefSeq and is a predicted model, not a curated record. Gene Ontology annotation, cellular component: cytoplasm; chromosome. Gene Ontology annotation, biological process: double-strand break repair via homologous recombination. The transcript has a single exon.
AUGAUGGAGUCUCCCUUUCAGACCAUGGCUGAGCGGGAGGAGUUCCGGCGGGUGAGCAUGGACUGGCAUCGCGUGCUGGAGUUUGCAUCCGCCUGGGAGGACGGCCGCAUGCACCCCGGUGUUCGCGCGGAGAUGGUAGCGCAGCAAGAGAAGCAGGCGCUCCAGCGCUGGUCGUCGCUCGCGAUGGUGGACCUCAAGGCAGAGUUCAGGCGACUCGCUGGACGGCCGGACGCCAAGUAUCGUGGCAAGCAAGAAGAAAGCCUCAAGGCUGUGAUGCAGCGACGGCUGCGCGUGCUAGUUGUUAUGGCUACCGGCACCGGCAAGAGUAUGCUGUUCAUGCUGCCCGCGUCCGUCUCGCCAGGCGGCGUCUCCGUGGUCGUGGCUCCGUUGAAUGCCUUGCGAGACGAUCUGCAAGAUCGCUGCGACCAGCUCGGCAUCCCCUGCGCGAAGUGGGAUGGAAGAAGACCGCCGUACUGGGCUCGUAUUGUGCUGGUGACGCCUGAGAGCGCAGUCACAAAGGCGUUCAGCAGGUUCAUUGACGAAAAGCGCAUGCUCCAUCAGCUAGAUCGUAUCGUGAUAGACAAGUGCCACGUGCUGCUGGAGUCGACACAGGACUGGCGGCCAGACCUCCUCAAGAUGGUGGAGAUGACGGAGAAGGGCACACAGGUUGUCUACCUGACUGCAACCUUGCCGCCCACGCUGCAGCCCGCCUUCUUGCACACCGCAGGGCUCGAUGCCCAGACCGUAACCAUAUGCUGCGAUGAACGCACCACGCGAACGAACAUUGCGUACCAGGUGCUAGAGUACACACAUGGCACGCUAGAAAAAGUACUUAUUAAGCUCGUGGCUGCGAAGAGGAGUAGGUACGGACCUAAGGCGCAGAUCAUCGUCUAUUGUCCAACUGUGGACGAGACGAAACGGCUUGCGAAGCUUCUGCAGUGCUCUGCAUACUACCGUCAGAUGGGCUCAGACGAGGAAAAGGCACGCAUGGUGCGAAGCUUCACCCUAGGCAUAGAGAAGCUUUGUACAGCCACGAACAUGCUGGGUCUUAGGCUCGACGCUGCAGGCGUCUGGGUGGUGAUCCACGUUGCCAUGUGUCCCCUGCUGCUCUAA